AUGUGGACGCGUCCAGGGAAAUCGUCACAGUCAGGCGACCUUUCAUUGCUGAAGGAGGAUGAGAGGCCGCAUCCGAAGUCAUUCAAAUCGAAUUGGACGCGUCUGGGGAAUACAUCACAGUCGCGAGACCGUUUCUGGUCGAAGGGGGAUAAUGAGAAGAUCCUGUUACGCCCAAGCGUUACCGCUCAGCGGGUGACGAAGUUAUGUACUGAGGGGAAGCAUGAUGAAGCAGCUACCUACCUUCAAAAUCUGCCUCUCGACGCGCAAAAUGCCGUGGUGUGGAACACCCUCAUACGAGAGUUCUUGCGAGCCUCACGCUACCAGUCGGCAUACAAACUCUAUGUCGAUAUGAAACGUCGUGGCUUCUCCCCAACUCUGCAGACGUUCACGACUUUCUUCGGCGCUUUCCAAAGCCUCGGUGAUUGGUCGAAACAUACAAAGAUGCUUGAAAAUGUGCACAGGCUCCACGAUAGUUAUCAGCAAUAUACUGAACACGUUAAGGCGAUUGAUCCUGCAAGCCCAGAGCUGAGCGUAGCUCCUGUCACGGGCUACAUCAAGAUCCUCACCGACGCGGGAUUAUACCAGCGAAUGUUCGAUGUCUUACACGCGAUGGCCGAUGAAGGCCCUCUCGCGCCUAACCAGUUCACAUUCGCUGCUCUCUUUCGAGGCCUUUCGUGGCGCAGAGCCACAUCUGGCGGUCCCGAGGCUCAGGCAGCUAUGUGCGCUCGCAACGCUUCCGAUGUCAAACUGCUCUGGCGGCAGAUGCUCAAGAUUGCAGAGAAGAAUCCACAGUUCGAGUUUGACUCUCACCUCAUCACACCCGCUAUAUCAGCCCUCACUUCAGGUUCCCCCUCCGACCAGCUCUUUGCAUUCGACAUCGUUCGCGAUUAUCUUGGCUUAACAAAACCCGGAGAGACACCUCAGCCCCCUCGAGUCCAGCUGUCGACGCACCUCCUAGGAGAGGUACUGUACCUGUGCAACAGCUCUCAGAAAUACAGACUCGGGGUACACUUCUUCCGUCAGGUUGUCGAUCAUCCCGACAACAGAGCAAUAAUUACCCACCGCCAUGUGGAAACUGUCAUCAGAUUAUUUGCUGGUAUGAGUAUGAUGGGGUCCGACGAGGCGUCGGCGCAGGCGCUGGAGACACUCGAGUGGCUAUUGCAAGAGGAAGCGUCGGCGCGGAAUGCUGUCGAAUUGCGCCCCACUAUUUUAACCUUCUCACUCGUUUUGAACGUGUGCUGGCGGAAUGGAGACUGGGCUAGCGCCACCAGGACCUUCGAGCUUAUGACGGGAUACAAUCCGGAUGAUUUCGCUGAUGGCAGCAGGGUCAAGGAGCCUGAGAUGCAAAAGCGGUCGCCCGGGAGGAACAUCAAGCUCGAUACCCCCGCCAUGGCGCACAUCGCCCACACCGCACUAGCAUCUCAGGAACUGGCCAAUAUGCGCCAAUGCUUGCGGAUCAUAGACCACAUUGGCGCCGAACGCCUCCUCCACAGGCCGAAGGCACUCGUUGAUCAGUCCAGGUCGUCUCAAUUCAUGAACGAUUUAGAGUACUAUUUGGCGAAACUGGCGAAAGACCUGAUGGAGAUCGUGGACGAGGUGGUUGCGAAGGAGCCUGAAAUGUGCUCGGAGGAGGAACGAGAACGCUGGAAAAAGAUCAAAAGCCAGGCAAAGGAAUGCAGGCGAUAUGCUCGCCCCACGCGCACUCCUCAUACUGAGGAGUCCCCACUGGGCAGCCAACGUGGUCUCGAUGCUACGGCCAGCGCCGUUGACCAAGAGUUCAGUGUUCGGCGAACACUACGACCCUCGCGACUGUAG
Messenger RNA from Postia placenta MAD-698-R-SB12, 1815 nucleotides. RefSeq lists its product as hypothetical. The record is from RefSeq and is a predicted model, not a curated record. Gene Ontology annotation, molecular function: protein binding. The transcript is spliced from 2 exons. Lineage: Eukaryota; Fungi; Basidiomycota; Agaricomycetes; Polyporales; Adustoporiaceae. The coding region runs from base 1 to 1815 and encodes 604 amino acids.